Messenger RNA from Heterotrigona itama, 696 nucleotides. The record is from the annotation of a GenBank genome assembly. NCBI's taxonomy places the organism in Eukaryota, Metazoa, Arthropoda, Insecta, Hymenoptera, Apidae.
AUGUGCGGCAGGACGACGCUGUGCGACGAACCGUUGCGACUCGCGUUGAGAAAUCGGCACGUCCAAGUGGCUAGAAUACUGCUGGAGGCUGGCGCCAAUCCGAACAAAAGAGCUUCUAGUGAUUGGAAAAACGGUGUUCUAGGUGCCGACGUGAACGCCACCUCGCCGAUCAUCGGAUCGCCUCUUCACGUCGCUUGCGCGGACAACAUUCCAAACAGGCUGGAGAUCCUGUCGAUGUUGCUGGAACGGGGAGCCGAUCCGAACUUGGUGAUACGAAGCGACGAAGGUCCCGCGUUGCGGCCAGUACUCGCCGAGUACGUCGCCUCGAACGAGAAUCCCUCGGUGGAGGUGGUGGCCCUUCUACUGAAAUACGGGGCACGAGUCGUCAUCAAGACGCAGUUCCGCGACCCCCACGGCAUACUAAACUCCCUUCAAAACACGGCGGACAAGCCGCGGCUGCUCAAGGCGUUGCUCGAAGCGGCCGAGAGUUUCGACCCUUGCAUGAUAAGAAGAUCCAGCAGCUUGACAGAUGCGCAGAAAGCUCUUGUCAUGGAAGCAGCCCGGACACCGUUGCCCUUGACUCAUCAGGCCAGGCUGAUUGUUCGCAAACUAUGCGGUACCAAGUUGCCCAAGAUUGUUCGUAAACUGCAGUUGCCUCAAUCGCUACAUCGUUAUCUUCUCUACGAUUUUCACUGA